AUGUUGUCCGCCCUCUUCGGGUGGUUGUGGCCACCGAAAACCACGCCGCCCCCGCCUGGAAUGCACGUCGUGCCAUGCACUGGCGUCGACCUCGUUGCGCUUGACCUGGUGCUCACAACCGCGUUUAUCGUUGAUGCCAAACUGGAUCCCAGAAAAUUGGAGGAAACUCUGCUGCUGCUGAUUUCACGCAAGUUUCCUAGAGCAGGCGCGAGGCUGGCAUUGCGAAACGGGAAGUACGAAUACCAGAUCCCGCUCGCUUUCGACGCCCAGACGCCAGCCGCAGUCUUCACGAGCGAGACUUGCCCAGAACUUUAUGACGCGUCGGAUAGACCGUCUCCCGCGAAAUUGUGGUCGAAGGCCAAUCAGCCUUUUGCUUGUGGCUACCCAGACAUGGUUCCAUUCAUUCGCGGUCCCACUUGCCCCAAGGGCGCAGACGAUUGCCUCAAAUCUGGUGCUCCACUCCUCCACGUCCAUGUUUCCGUGUUCGAAGACCUCACUUUCAUCGGUGUAACCGCCUCUCACGUGCUCUUCGAUGCAAUGGGGACAAAAACAUUCUUGCAUGCCUGGACGCGUGCUAUUUCUGGCGAACGCAUAGAAGACAUACCUGGGAUGGACUGGGAUGCGCAGCCCUUCGCAACCUUCUCGCAACCAGCGCCGGCUGGGUGGGUGCAGCGGGGAUUCUUUGAUCUAGGGCUCAUAUCCAAGGCUUCCUUCAUUGCGCGAAUGGUGCUGAGUCUAAUGCGCGACCCAAAAGACCACGGAAUGUAUGUCUGUGUGCCAAAGCCAUUUCUGGAGGCUGAGAAGCAGAAGAUUAUGGAUGAGUUGAAAGAGGAGGGCUCCAAAGAAUGGGUCAGCAGCUCCGAUGUGCUUGUGGGGUGGUGGCUGAAGACGGGUUACAAACAUCGCCAAGACUUACAGACGCCCUUUCACCUCCACUUGCCCGUCAAUGUGCGAAAACACGGGAUUUUCUCGACCGCUUCAGGCGACAUUGGCGGCCCGUUUAUCAACAAUGCUGUCAUGGGCAUCUCUAUCCCUCCGUUCACUAUCGGUGACCUCCACACCAUGUCAUUGCGCGAUAUAGCGUUGAGAAUUCGACGCGCCAUCCUCGCCUACAACAACGAUCUAGAGGGUAUCAAGAACGAUGUCAGUUGGCGUUGCGCGAACCCUUCAAUGAUGGUAUUUCCUUGUCCACCCGGAGCGGAAUACUCGUUCCAGACCAACUGGCGGACCGCUGGCUUUGGCCAGCUUGAUUUCUCCGGCGCGUUGGUAGCCCCAAAGAAACAGGCGCGGGUGAUUUGGGUCACGGGUCAUUCGACUUCGGGUAACCCGAUGCCUAUGCGGGGCAGCGGUGUGAUGCUGUUCGAGAACGACGAUGUUGUGUGGAUGGGCCAGAUGAGGACAGUCGGAGACUGGGAAGAUAUCAGACGGGCCGGUGCCCUUAAGUUUAUUGAUUAG
Messenger RNA from Mycena indigotica, 1455 nucleotides. RefSeq lists its product as uncharacterized. The transcript is spliced from 3 exons. Gene Ontology annotation, molecular function: acyltransferase activity, transferring groups other than amino-acyl groups. Lineage: Eukaryota; Fungi; Basidiomycota; Agaricomycetes; Agaricales; Mycenaceae. The coding region runs from base 1 to 1455 and encodes 484 amino acids. The record is from RefSeq and is a predicted model, not a curated record.